AUGCAACAGCGCGGAGACUAUAUUGAUGAAAAGGUAGGGAGCAUUCUAACCGAUUUGGGAUAUACGAAAACUCGACAUCACGACAAAUAUAAAAACAUCCAGCCGUUCUGGAACGAAGAGAUGCAUCGCCGUUGCAUGGCUGCUAUCUUUGAUUAUGGUUUAAAAGAAGCGUCUCCAAAAGUGAUCUAUCCUGCACUGAGGGAAUUUGACUCCAGUUUACGUCCCGAAAACAUCAAGUCACAUUUACAAAAAUAUCGAAGCAACUCGAAAGCAAAUCAAUUAGAGUAUCGCCAUUUCUUCGAGCGUUAUUUACGAAAGGUGCUUAAAGUUGCAAUGCGUCAAAAGCUUUUACAGUCCUCCCAAGCCAAAGAGGGUGAUAUCGAUUCUUCUAGUCAUGUGCGUGAUAUUCGCGACCCAUCCGCUCAAAUUUCUACUGCUCCCUUAAAUCCAUUAUCCGAGACAACACAAACUCUUUCUCCUGUAGCUCCCAUUGCAACAUCCACCUCGAGUGUUCUUCCAACCCCCUAUUCAAACUCAGUCGAUUCGAAUUCGCAUAGUGGCAUAUCUCCAAUAUCCUCGAGGCAAACUCUCAACGAGGACGAAGAUGAUCAAGGCAUGUCGUUUCACUUCCAAGAAGAUCCGUUUAUGGCUCACCAAGUGGCUCUCCACGACGAUAUAAUUAGCAAGCACAGUAUUCGGCAGCAGCGCAUGGGUUUGGAUGGAAUAAACAACGACAAUCGGUAUUUCCCGUUGCUGGAUUAUGAGUCGUUUUUUGAGAACGCGUCGGUGAUAGAAAGCGAGAAGCCGUUGGAGACGAAUGAGGCGGAGAUGGGCAAUCCUCUGUUUUUUCUGCAAGAGCCUGAGAAUUGA
Blastocystis hominis is the source of this 870-nucleotide messenger RNA. RefSeq lists its product as hypothetical. Bases 1 to 870 code for a protein of 289 amino acids. The record is from RefSeq and is a predicted model, not a curated record. The transcript is spliced from 6 exons. Lineage: Eukaryota; Bigyra; Opalinata; Blastocystidae. Gene Ontology annotation, molecular function: DNA binding.